Molecule: messenger RNA, 1690 nt
Organism: Panicum hallii
Lineage: Eukaryota; Viridiplantae; Streptophyta; Magnoliopsida; Poales; Poaceae
Product: BTB/POZ domain-containing protein At5g41330
Exons: 2
Coding region: 79-1524 (481 amino acids)
Biological process (GO): protein homooligomerization
Source: RefSeq, a predicted model, not a curated record
AAUCGGUGCUACCGUCAAGACCCAAGGAGCGGAAGUCAACCCAACCACGCACAUCCACCGUCGGAUCACUCCCCAGCCAUGGACGCCGCCGCCGCCGUCGCCCUCAACGUCGGCGGCGAGCUCUUCCAGACCACUGCCGCCACGCUCUCCCAGGCCGGGGCCGCGUCCCCGCUCGCCUCCCUCGGUCCCUCAUCCCCAUCCGCCCCGCACUUCCUCGACGGCGACCCGCGCCUCUUCGCCCAGCUCCUCUCCUUCCUCCGCCACGGCCGCCUCCUAGCGCCGGCCCCUCCCUCCGCCGCGCUUCUCGCCGAGGCCCGCCGAUUCGCGCUCGACGGCGCCCUCCUCGCCUCCCUCUCCCCGGCCUCCGCCUUCGCCCCGCUCUCGCUCCGGCCCUCCGCGCUCCUCCCGCUCGCCGGCCGCGUCCCGCCCUCCGCCGUGGCGGUGUGCCCCUCGCCGCCGCACCCGGCCUCCCUCGUCGCCGCGCACGGCGGGGUGGUCACCUGCUUCGACGCCGCGCUCGCCACCCGCGCCAGCGUCCUCACGCCGCUCCCAGCCGUUGACUCGCUCGUCGCGGUGUCCCCUGCCCUCGCGCUCGCGGGCGCCCGUGACUUCCCCGGCGUCCACCUCUGCCGGUUCUCUGACGACGACCCAGCCGCCGCCGCUGUUCCGGAGGUGCUUUCCUGGCCGGGCUCGCCCUCCGCCACCGUGCUGUCUAUGGCGGCCACAGUGCCAUCAGGAGCCCCAUCGGCGCCAUGGCUCUUCGCCAGCUUCGAGUCCGCACGGCGCAACUCGAGCGCCAUGGUGGCGUUCGACCUGAAUUCCUUGUCUCCUGUGGCGGAAAUCGGGCGGAAGGAGGUGUUCGGUGCGGACGUCGAGGCCGCGAUACCUGCGACCAAGCUGGGGUGGCUUUGUGAGCACAAUCUCUUGCUCGCUGCUGGCUCGCACUCCAGCCCGGGCGGGGUGGUGGGGGACAUACGCCUGUGGGAUAUCAGGGCCAGCGCUACGGUGCCUGUGUGGGAGGUCAGGGAGAAGGAGGACUGCUUUGCGGAUGUUGCCGCAUCUGACACACUGUCUGCACUGUUCAAGGUGGGGGCUGCAUCUGGCGAGGUGUUCAUGGCAGACUUGAGGAGGCUUGGUAACGGUGGUGGCAUUGGGUUGGAGCCGUGGGUGUGCAUUGGUGAUGGACAGAGGGCAGCUGCUGCGGCGUCAUCUAGAAGGAAAGAGGGGAAUGGCUGUAUGAUUGAGUGCUACUGCAAUUGGGUGUUUGUGACACGCGGUGCAGAUGUGGAGGUGUGGAGUCAGGUCGAAUUGGCACCAGAGGCUGGUGGGAAGAAGGUGAUGAAAAGGAAUUGGGUCGGCAGCGGACCAUACAUGGAUGCGGGGGCUGGCGAGGAAGCGGUCAAGGAGAAGGCUAAGAUUGUGAGCUGGGCAUUUGGAGGCAGCAGGAUGGCAUUGGCCAGAGCUGACAAGAGAUCUGUGGAAGUAUGGGAUAGUGCUUUGGCGAAAAUCUGUGCAAAUCCCUGAAUAGAGGGAGAACACUGCAAAAGAACCAGGACAUGAUUUGCAGUAGUCCAUGCUUACUGCUUUGCAGAUUGGUGACCUUUGGCUAAACUUAUGUUGGAGUUUCAGCAACAUGAUUAAGUGUACCAUUUAGGUAUGAAGAUUGAGUAGAAGCUAAUCACUCCUUUGC